CGCUGUGGUGGAGCCGUUCCGCUCGCUCGAGCCCUGCUGUCACCUGGUUGUCACUGACACGCUGCUCCCGCUUUUGUCCCUGCGCAGGCUGGUGGAUGAUCGGUGCGUGGUGGAGCCGGCUGCUGGGGACCUGGACAACCCGCCCAAGAAGUUUCGAGGAGCUGGGGACAGGAGGGGACGGACAGAGGGACAGUUGCAACAGGCAAAGUAUGUCAAGCAUGCGGCCCAGAUGGAGCAGAAGCAGAACGAGACAGAGAACAAGAAGGUGCACGGGGACGUGGUGAAAUACGGCAGCGUCAUACAGCUCCUCCACAUGAAGAGCAACAAGUACCUGACGGUGAAUAAGCGGCUGCCUGCCCUGCUCGAGAAAAACGCCAUGCGGGUGACACUGGAUGCCACCGGCAAUGAGGGCUCCUGGCUCUUCAUCCAACCCUUCUGGAAGCUGAGGAGCAACGGAGAUAACGUAGUCGUGGGAGACAAAGUCAUCCUGAACCCCGUCAACGCCGGGCAGCCGCUGCACGCCAGCAACUACGAGCUUGCAGACAACGCUGGCUGCAAGGAGGUGAACUCGGUCAAUUGUAACACCAGCUGGAAAAUCAACCUUUUCAUGCAGUUCUGUGACCACAUGGAGGAAGUGCUCAAAGGGGGGGACGUGGUGAGGCUCUUCCACGCCGAGCAGGAGAAGUUCCUCACCUGCGACGAGUACAAAGGCAAGCUGCACGUCUUCCUCCGCACCACCCUGAGGCAGUCGGCCACCUCGGCCACCAGCUCCAACGCCCUGUGGGAGGUGGAGGUGGUCCAUCACGACCCGUGCCGAGGGGGAGCCGGGCACUGGAAUGGCUUGUACCGCUUCAAACACCUCGCCACGGGCAACUACCUGGCAGCAGAGGAAAACCCAAGUUAUAAAGGAGACGUGGCUGAGCCCAAAGCAGCGCCCACGACGCUGCAGAAGACGGACUCCUUCGUCCCGCGGAAUUCCUACGUGAGGCUGCGCCACCUCUGCACCAACACCUGGAUCCAGAGCACCAAUGUGCCCAUUGACAUCGAUGAGGAGAGGCCCAUCCGCCUCAUGCUGGGCACGUGCCCCACCAAAGAAGACAAAGAAGCUUUCGCCAUCGUCUCCGUGCCCGUGUCCGAGAUCCGGGACCUGGACUUUGCUAACGACGCCAGCUCCAUGCUGGCCAACGUGGUGGAGAAGAUGAACGAAGGUUUUCUCAGCCAGAAUGACCGGAGGUUUGUGAUCCAGCUGCUGGAGGACUUGGUGUUUUUCGUCAGCGACGUCCCCAACAAUGGCCAGAAUGUGUUGGACAUCGUGGUGACCAAGCCCAACCGGGAGCGGCAGAAGCUGAUGCGGGAGCAGAACAUCUUGAAGCAGAUUUUUGGGAUCCUGAAAGCCCCCUUCAAGGACAAGGGUGGGGAAGGGCCCCUGGUGCGGUUGGAGGAGCUGUCGGACCAGAAGAAUGCUCCCUACCAGUACAUGUUUCGGCUGUGCUACCGCGUGCUCCGGCACUCCCAGGAGGACUAUCGCAAGAACCAGGAGCACAUUGCCAAGCAGUUUGGCAUGAUGCAGUCCCAGAUCGGGUACGACAUCCUGGCUGAGGACACCAUCACAGCCCUGCUGCACAACAACCGCAAGCUGCUGGAGAAGCACAUCACCAAGACGGAGGUGGAGACCUUCGUCAGCCUGGUGCGCAAGAACCGCGAGCCACGGUUUUUGGACUACCUCUCGGACCUGUGCGUGUCCAACCACAUCGCCAUCCCCGUCACCCAGGAGCUGAUCUGCAAGUGCGUGCUGGACCCCAAGAACAGCGACAUCCUCAUCAAAACUGAGCUGAGGCCGGUGAAGGAGAUGUCCCAGACCCACGAGUACCUGAGCAUCGAGUACUCGGAGGAGGAGGUCUGGCUCACCUGGACGGACAAGAACAAUGACCACCAUGAGAAAAGCAUCCGGCAGCUGGCGCAGGAGGCCCGGGCUGGCAAUGCCCAUGACGAGAACGUCCUCAGCUACUACAGGUACCAGCUGAAGCUCUUUGCCCGUAUGUGCCUGGAUCGCCAGUACUUGGCCAUCAAGGAGAUCUCCCAGCAGCUGGGUGUGGACCUGAUCUUCCUCUGCAUGGCAGAUGAGAUGCUGCCCUUCGAUCUCCGGGCGUCCUUCUGCCACCUCAUGUUACACGUGCACGUGGACAGGGACCCCCAGGAGCUGGUGAUGCCCGUGAAGUUUGCGCGGCUCUGGACCGAGAUCCCCACGGCCAUCACGAUCAAAGACUAUGAUUCCAACCUCAACGUCUCGCGUGAUGACAAGAAGAACAAGUUUGCCAGCACCAUGGAGUUCGUGGAGGACUACCUCAACAACGUGGUGAGCGAGGCAGUGCCCUUCGCCAACGAGGAGAAGAACAAGCUGACCUUCGAGGUCGUCAGCCUUGCCCACAACCUCAUCUACUUCGGCUUCUACAGCUUCAGCGAGCUGCUGCGCCUGACGCGGACGCUGCUGGGCAUCAUCGACUGUGUCCAGAACCCCCAGCUGAUGAUGCAGGGAGUGUACAGCGACGAGGUGACGGGGAAGAACGUGCGGAGGUCCAUCCAGGGCGUCGGGCAGAUGAUGUCCACUAUGGUGCUGAGCAGGAAACAGUCCAUCUUCAGCCCCCCAAGCCUCAGUGCCGGGUCUGCCCCGGAGCAAGUGGACAGAGGGAGGAGCAUUGAGAAUGAGAACAUUGUGGUGAUGGAGACCAAGCUGAAGAUCCUGGAGAUCUUGCAGUUCAUCCUGAACGUGCGGCUGGACUACAGGAUUUCCUACUUGCUUUCUGUCUUCAAGAAGGAGUUUGUGGAAGUUUACCCCAUGCAGGACAGUGCAGCCGAUGGGACGGCUCCAGCCUUUGACUCCACAACUGCAGCCAUGAACCUGGACCGGAUCGGCGAGCACGCAGAAGCCAUGUUCGGUGUGGGGAAGACGAGCAGCAUGUUAGAGGUGGAUGACGAGGGAGGGAGGAUGUUUCUGCGGGUGCUGAUCCACCUGACGAUGCACGACUACCCGCCGCUCAUCUCCGGCUCCCUGCAGCUCCUCUUCAAGCACUUCAGCCAGAGGCAGGAGGUCCUGCACACCUUCAAGCAGGUUCAGCUCCUGAUCUCAGCCCAGGAUGUGGAGAACUACAAGGUGAUCAAGUCCGAGCUGGACAAACUCCGCACGAUGGUGGAGAAAUCGGAGCUCUGGGUGGACAAGAAGGGCAGCAGCAAAGGGGACAGCGCGGUGGAGGGGAACAAGAAGGAGAAGAAAGAGCUCGCUGCGGAUGAAGAGGUCAUUGCUCCGGGAGAGAAGAGCAGUGAGAACUAUCAGAUAGUCAAGGGGAUCCUGGAGCGGCUGAAUAAGAUGUGCGGGGUCGGAGAGCAAGUGCGCAAGAAGCAGCAGCGCCUGCUGAAGAAUAUGGACGCCCACAAAGUGAUGCUGGAUCUGCUGCAGAUCCCGUAUGAGAAGGGUGAUGCCAAGAUGAUAGAGAUCCUGAAAUUCACCCACCAGUUUCUGCAGAAGUUUUGUGCUGGCAAUCAGGAAAACCAAGCCCUGCUGCACAAACACCUCAACCUCUUCCUGACCCCAGGGCUUCUGGAGGCUGAGACGAUGCAGCACAUCUUCCUCAACAACUACCAGCUCUGCUCGGAGAUCAACGAGACAGUGCCACAGCACUUCAUCCACUGCGUGGCCACCCACGGCCGCCACGUGCAGUACCUCGACUUCCUCCACACCAUCAUCAAGGCUGAGGGCAAGUACGUGAAGAAGUGCCAGGACAUGAUCAUGACCGAGCUCACCAACGCCGGGGAUGAUGUGGUGGUUUUCUACAACGACAAGGCUUCACUGUCCACCCUCCUGGAGAUGAUGACAGCAGCUAGGGACGGGGUGGAGGAGAACAGCCCGCUGAUGUACCACAUCUCGCUGGUAGACCUGCUGGCCGCCUGCGCCGAGGGCAAGAACGUCUACACGGAGAUCAAGUGCACGUCCCUGCUGCCCUUGGAGGAUGUGGUGCGGGUGGUGACCCACGAGGAUUGCAUCACAGAGGUGAAGAUGGCUUACGUGAACUUCGUCAACCACUGCUACGUGGACACAGAAGUGGAGAUGAAGGAGAUCUACACCAGUAACCACAUCUGGACCCUCUUUGAGAACUUCACCCUGGACAUGGCCCGGAUGUGCAAGAAGCGAGAGAAGCGCCUGCCAGAUCCCACGCUGGAGAAGUACGUGCUGACGGUGGUGCUGGACACCAUCAACGCGUUCUUCAGCUCCCCCUUCUCGGAGAACAGCACCUCGCUGCAGACCCACCAGACCAUCGUGGUGCAGCUUCUCCAGUCCACCAUGAGGCUGCUGGAGUGUCCCUGGCUGCAGCAGCAGCACAAGAGCUCGGUGGAAGCCUGUAUCCGCACGCUGGCCAUGGUCGCCAAGAGCCGCUCCAUCGCUCUGCCCAUGGACCUGGACGCCCACAUCAGCUCCCUGCUCAACAGCAGCUCCACCAGCACCGUGCAGAGGAACGCGUCCAGCUACAAAACGGCCACACGGACCUUUCCCCGCGUUUCCACCACCCCCAACCAGUGGGACUACAAGAACAUCAUAGAGAAGCUGCAGGACAUCAUCAGCGCCCUGGAGGAUCGUUUGAAACCACUGGUGGAGGCUGAGCUGUCCGUCCUGGUGGAUGUCCUCCACCGGCCCGAGCUGCUUUUCAUGGAGGGGACGGAGGCGUUUCAGCGAUGCGAGAGUGGAGGUUUCCUGUCCAAGCUGGUGCAGCACACCAAGGACCUCAUGGAGACGGAGGAGAAGCUGUGCAUCAAGGUGCUGAGGACACUGCAGCAGAUGCUGGUGAAAAGGAACAAGUACGGCGAGAGGGGCAACCUGCUGCGGAAAAUGCUCCUGAACAAUUACCUGCAGAACAAGAAGUCUGGCUCCAAGGGAGAAAUCAUGGAUGCUGCUGGGGGAGGUCAAGACCAGGACUGGUCGGCUAUCGCUGCUGUCCAGUGCCGGCUGGACCGAGAAGGGGCCACCAAGCUGGUGGCCGACCUCAUCAUGAACACCAAGAACGAGAAGAUCUUCCAAGAGAGCAUCCUGCUUGCCAUCCGGCUGCUGGACGGAGGCAACACCGAGAUCCAGAAAUCCUUUUACAACCUCAUGAUGAGCGACAAGAAGUCCGAGAAGUUCUUCAAAGUUUUGCAUGACCGGAUGAAGAAGGCACAGCAGGAGACCAAGUCUACGGUGUCUGUCAACAUGAGUGACAUCGGGAACAAGCCCCGUGAGGACAAAGACGAGCCUGACCCUGGCACCAAAGGACGAGGAGACACCUUCGUGAUGCCUGGCACCCCCUCCCGCUACCCCAUGGCCAUAGGGUUCCGGAAGGGCCAUGACACUGGGGAGCAGGGGCAGAACAACGAGAUGGGGGUGACGGUCCUGAUCAUGGAGCCUAUCCUGCGAUUCCUGCAGCUGCUCUGUGAGAACCACAACCGGGACCUGCAGAACUUCCUCCGGUGCCAGAACAACAAGACCAACUACAACCUGGUGUGCGAGACGCUGCAGUUCCUCGACAUCAUGUGCGGCAGCACCACGGGGGGGCUGGGGCUGCUGGGUCUCUACAUCAAUGAGUACAACGUGGCCCUCAUCACCCAGACCCUGGAGACCCUGACCGAGUACUGCCAGGGGCCCUGCCACGAGAACCAGAGCUGCAUCGUCACCCACGAGUCCAACGGGAUCGACAUCAUCACUGCCCUCAUCCUCAACGACAUCAGUCCCCUCUGCAAGUACCGCAUGGACCUGGUCCUGCAGCUGAAGGACAAUGCCUCCAAGCUCCUCCUGGCUCUCAUGGAGAGCAGACACGACAGCGAAAACGCCGAGCGGAUCCUCAUCAGCCUCCGCCCGCAGGAACUGGUCGACGUGAUUAAGAAGGCCUAUUUGCAGGAGGAGGAGUGUGAAAACGCCGAGGUUUCCCCCCGGGAAGUCGGCCACAACAUUUAUAUAUUGGCGCUGCAGCUCUCCCGACACAACAAGUCCCUGCAGCAGCUCCUGAAGCCAGUGAAGCGAAUCCAGGAGGAAGAGGAGGAGGGCAUCUCAUCCAUGCUCAGCCUCAAUAACAAGCAGCUGACGCAGAUGCUGAAGUCGACGGCCCCGGUCCAGGAGGAAGAGGAAGACCCGCUGGCGUAUUACGAGAAGCACACGUCCCAGAUUGAGAUUGUGCGCCUGGACCGCAGCAUGGAGCAGAUCAUCUUCCCGGUGCCUGGCAUCUGCGAGUUCCUCACCAAGGAGACCAAGUACCGGCUCUUCACCACCACGGAGCAGGACGAGCAGGGCAGCAAAGUCAGUGAUUUCUUCGACCAGUCAUCCUUCCUGCACAACGAGAUGGAGUGGCAGAAGAAACUGCGCAGCAUGCCGCUGAUGUACUGGUUCUCCCGCAGAAUGACUCUCUGGGGAAGCAUUUCCUUCAACCUGGCUGUCUUCAUCAACAUUAUCAUUGCUUUCUUCUACCCCUAUGUGGAAGCCACUUCCAUGGGAGUGCUGGAUUCCCCGCUGAUCUCGCUCCUCUUCUGGAUUCUGAUCUGCUUCUCCAUCAUGGCCCUGUUCACCAAGCGCUACGGCGUCAGACCGCUCCUCGUGGCGCUGAUCCUGCGCUCGAUCUAUUACCUGGGGAUCGGACUCACUCUGAACAUCCUGGGAACUCUCAAUCUGACCAACAAGAUCGUGUUUGUGGUGAGCUUCGUGGGCAAUCGCGGGACCUUCAUCCGAGGCUACAAGGCCAUGAUCAUGGAUGUGGAGUUUCUUUACCACGUUGGCUACAUCAUCACGAGCGUCCUGGGACUCUUUGUGCACGAACUCUUCUACAGCAUCCUGCUGUUUGACUUGAUCUACCGCGAGGAGACCUUGUUUAAUGUCAUCAAAAGCGUGACGCGGAACGGGCGCUCCAUCCUGCUGACAGCCCUCCUGGCUCUCAUCCUCGUCUACCUCUUCUCCAUCGUGGGCUUCCUCUUCCUGAAGGAUGACUUCAUCCUGGAGGUGGACCGGCUGCCGGACAGCAAAGCCAGAGAUGACCCCUUGGGGAUGCAAAGGAACGUGGAGACCUUCAUGGAGUCGUGCAGCGGUGACAAAAUCAGCUGCUCUGCUGUGCCCACUGCCUUGCAAGAAACAGCCGCCGAGCAGUGGGAACGCGCCUGCGACACGCUGCUCAUGUGCAUCGUCACGGUCCUGAACCACGGGCUGCGCAACGGCGGGGGCGUGGGCGACAUUCUGCGGAAGCCGUCGAAGGAUGAGUCCUUGUUUCCUGCUCGGGUUGUCUACGACCUCCUCUUCUUCUUUAUUGUCAUUAUUAUCGUCCUUAACCUCAUCUUUGGGGUCAUUAUUGAUACCUUUGCUGAUCUGAGGAGCGAGAAGCAAAAGAAAGAAGAGAUCCUGAAGACGACCUGCUUCAUAUGUGGGCUCGAGAGGGACAAGUUUGACAACAAGACGGUGUCCUUCGAGGAGCACAUUAAAUACGAGCACAACAUGUGGAACUACUUGUACUUCAUAGUGCUGGUGCGAGUGAAGAACAAGACAGACUACACGGGGCCGGAGAGUUACGUGGCGCAGAUGAUAAAGAACAAGAACCUUGACUGGUUCCCCCGGAUGCGAGCCAUGUCGCUGGUCAGCAAUGAGGGGGAAGGGGAACAGAACGAGAUCAGAAAUCUCCAGGACAAACUCAACACCACGAUGAAGCUGGUGUCCCACCUCACCUCCCAGCUGAACGAGCUGAAGGAACAGAUGACAGAGCAGCGGAAGCGCAGACAAAGGAUGGGGUUUGUGGAUGUCCAGAAUAGCAUGAACCACUAAGAAUGCGGAAGAAGCAUCGGCUUCACCCACCGAGGGACUACACGUGUAUCAGCUAACGAGGCUGCUUGUUCCUGGGUUCCACGCUUGGACACCACUGUCAGAGCAAGCCGGACCGUGCGGAUGGGCUUCACCGUCAAUGUUUUCCUUAGAUCGCUGUAAGCAAUUCGGGAACCAGGGACUGGCCAGGAUUCCUCACGAUACCUGGACCCACAAGUUACUCUAAUGCCCUUGUAGGAAGAUAAAUUAUACAGGACUUUUAUUCCUCAUUGCAAUAACUCGUUUUAUUUUGCAAAUGUGGAGGGUUGUAUCUUUAUCUCCAUGUGCUACAUUCUGACGGCCUCCAUCUCGGGUGUAGUGGAACUAGCUGUAGGGCUGCAAUAUUUAACUUAUUCCAAGAGUGGCACUAGUACACGUGGAUCUUUGCAAACCAGCCAUCGUAUUUGCUGUACUUGCUCCAUGCCGAUCCCUCUCCAUUUAAAGAAUUCUGUUCGUCACUGUGGUGCAGUAAAGAGGAGCUAAACUCAAGGAGAUGGAUUUGUUCAUUUAACUCACCUGAUGAGUUCCCAAGCUUGUACUAGUGUGA
Molecule: messenger RNA, 8402 nt
Organism: Pterocles gutturalis (yellow-throated sandgrouse)
Lineage: Eukaryota; Metazoa; Chordata; Aves; Pterocliformes; Pteroclidae
Gene: ITPR3
Product: inositol 1,4,5-trisphosphate receptor, type 3
Exons: 57
Biological process (GO): calcium ion transmembrane transport
Cellular component (GO): membrane; endoplasmic reticulum
Molecular function (GO): inositol 1,4,5 trisphosphate binding; inositol 1,4,5-trisphosphate-gated calcium channel activity
Source: RefSeq, a predicted model, not a curated record